Messenger RNA from Pocillopora damicornis (cauliflower coral), 1583 nucleotides. Its product is annotated as QRFP-like peptide receptor. Gene Ontology annotation, biological process: G protein-coupled receptor signaling pathway. The record is from RefSeq and is a predicted model, not a curated record. Lineage: Eukaryota; Metazoa; Cnidaria; Anthozoa; Scleractinia; Pocilloporidae. Gene Ontology annotation, cellular component: membrane. Gene Ontology annotation, molecular function: G protein-coupled receptor activity.
AUUCAAACCAAAAAAUGUAAAAAUGUUUUUUUUUUAAGCGCUCAAAACACGCAACAUCAGAAUUCACUUUCAUCAUUCAACAGAUGACGAAUAUGUCAUUAAGGACAUAAAAGAUUUCGUAUGCGUUUUACUUGUGUAAAGUGGAUUUCUCCUUCGUUGUUUUUUUAAAAACGGAUUUUCCGAAAGAGUGAAAGCCAUCCAGAGAGUGGUACCGAUAUAAGGCACAAAUAACCUGCGCAGUGUACCUACCGCAGUAUACCUUCUUGAUAAACAUUGGUUAAGGCUAUCUCUAAAGGCGAGCUUUUAAUUAAAAGGAACCGAACGCAGUCAUCGUAUCAUGAACAACUCCAGUCUUCCAAAUGUCGACCAGGGAUCGUGCUGGCUCUUUUCUUCUACAUUCUUCACAACGCUUUUGGUUGUGGUAAGCUUAGCAGCUUUCGUUGGCAACAUUCUUGUCGUUAUCGUGGUGUUCAAGACGCCAAUUCUUAGGACAAGUACUAACUUCUAUUAUGUCAACAUGGCCGUUUCUGAUUUUCUGGGCGCUCUCUUCACCUGGCCAGUGUAUCUUACUCACGAACUCAUAACAAGCAAGGGGAGCCUACUCCACGGUACUCUGGCUUCAGCUGGGUGCAAAACGGGCGCCUACAUAAGACUCCUGUCAUACUUGGUGUCUAUUCUAAGCAUGGUAUUAAUCGCGGUGGAGAGGUACAUCGCGAUAGUACAUCCCUUAAAAGUGAUCCUACUAACACGAAAAAAAAGAGCAGCCUUAAUAUUUGCAGCAUGGUUGAUACCGAUAACGUAUUCCGUGCCUCACAUCUUUUAUUUUGAGGUAGAAGAGGUUGAUCAGAUAGCCUUCUGUAGAUUUUCAUGGAAUCCUUUAGCGAUUAUGAUAUUUUAUGCUACUACCUUUCUCGUGUUUUUUGUUGUACCGUUAACAUCGAUCACUGUUCAUUACACUGUUAUUGUGCGCGCUCUGAAAAAAGCCAUACCAAGCGACGAUGCAAACCAAAAUAGUUUUCAAAAGAAGAGAUACAUGCACAGCCAAAACAUAAUGAGGUUACAUAAGUCAAUCGUGACAGUAUUUGUCGGUUGUUAUUUACUUUAUACCGUGUUCUUGAUCAUGAAAGCUACCGUCCCUAAGCUUUUUCUUAAAGACGAGUGCAAGUGGAUGCUGGGUAUUUUCUACUUCAUGCUUCCGUUGCUCAGUUCAACGGUCAACCCGUUUAUUUUGUUUCUAUUCAGUACUAAUUUCCGUCAAGCUUUACAGACAUUGUGUCCGUUUUCUUGUCCAAAAUUCUGCAUAAAAGUGAGAAGAGGGACGGUACGAAGUUACAGAGUAAGUUUUUCUCCUAAGGAAGCCACCGGAACAACAUGAAUAACACGUUACUCAUGAGGCACACUCACACACGAUCACAAAAAAGUUAGAAAGAAAAGAAAAAAAAACCGGAGAAUACAGAGUGUAAGUCUGAGUUCUUCUGAUAAGAUGAAGGUGAUGUGCGGUCGUUUCGCUAACGAACAGUUCGCUAACGCCUUGCCUUUCAUUGACUUCAAUCGAAUCGACUUUCAAUUUGUAUUGAAACGAC